AUGCCCAAAGGAAAACGAUCCGCUCGAGCGUCGUGGCUCUUCCGCAACAAGCCAGCCGUAGCUUCAGCCAACACCACGUUCGGUCGCUUCUAUGUCUCGAUCUAUCAUGAUGAAUCAAAAGUCGAAGGCUCGAUCGUUGUACAGCAUACCGUUCAUAUCGAAGGCUUCCCUUUCGAACAGACCCUUGACCUUGUCCUUCGUCCCGAAAGCAUAGUCGCUUGUGAAUUAUUUCUUGACAACCAGAACCAAAGAUUGCCUCCGGAAGUGCUCAACUUAAUACCGACCAACCGUAAUGAUAUAUGGAGUCUAUCAUUGACCAUGCGUAGUCCCGGGACUGUUAUAUGCCCGACAGCGCCCCUCCCCUUGUCAUUCGUAUCGACCAGUUUCGGACAGCAGUUUGCUGCCUUUUCUCACUUGUGUCAGACAACACACCUUCAAAUAUACCUGGGCAAGGACCAACUCCAGCCCGAGCAUCGCAUGCGCCUCGAACGCUUUGCUGCUGCCAUCGCUCUUCGUAAUCUCCGAGCCAAUCCUAUCGACCUCCGGAGCCUAGGUGGCGGUGGUGGAAAGCAAGAGACAAUAUGGGACUACAUACACCCGCCAGAAGAACAACAAGCAGAGCCUGGUGCUUCAAAGAAACGAUGCCGUGUUGAUUCCAACAGCCAACAGCAGUCAGGGGAGCCGUAUGCAAAGAUACAGAAAUUCUUCUGGGACACAGUACACCAGGGCUCACCCACUGAGGUAAACACACCGAGUCCGCGAUAUACCACCAGCCCUAGUCACACCUCCACUGCUGCCGACACGUCCGAUCUUCGACUCAUGCAUCCCUUCGCCUACGUAGAGAACCCAGGAGAUGAACCAUGUCCGUCCACAGUUCUCGGGCAUAGCGACGAGAAGAGACCAGGCUCACGAGCCUGUACGCCCCUUCCUGCUUAUCCAGCAGGAUACGAGAACACAUGUACACCAUCACCAGCGCUUCCAAAAGCAAGCGUCUCUCCAUGGGGAUCUAGUAUAGAGAUCAAGCCCACCUUCUUCACCCCUGAAACCGACAAUUCUGCCCCUUCCCCUGAGCUUACACAAGCCUUGGGCGGUAUGCUUCAACAAAUGCUGCCCAACAUCAUUGAAGGCGCUUUCUCGUCUAUUCUAGGACCCCUGAUCGAUGCCCGUCUCGAAGCACUAGUGAAUCACAAGAUGGAAGCACUUGUUCGGGAACAUCUUCCCAAGCUCACUUACCAGGCUCUUCGGCAAAACAUGGACAGAUUCGUCGACGAGCUCGAAGACGAACACAAGAAUGCAGAGUUUAAAAUCGGAGAGGCGGUCGAUGAGGCCAAGACUGAGUUGAAUGAGACGCGCGACAAAGCUAUCGAUGACAUUGAGACCUGGGCUCAGGAGCGAUUCGAGGAUUUUGAGGGUGAUGUUGACAGUAUUACUAAAUCUGCUGUUGAGACGUUGGAGGAUAAGGCGAAUCUCCUGGAAGAGCGGCUGGACCGCAAAUCCAGGAGACAGUUCAAGAAGAUCGAGAAGGUACAGCAGGGUACGAGAAGGAGGUCUAUAUAG
Molecule: messenger RNA, 1557 nt
Organism: Aureobasidium namibiae CBS 147.97
Lineage: Eukaryota; Fungi; Ascomycota; Dothideomycetes; Dothideales; Saccotheciaceae
Exons: 2
Coding region: 1-1557 (518 amino acids)
Source: RefSeq, a predicted model, not a curated record